GGCUGCAGCAGGGCACCCGACACGAGGCAUGCGCUCGCUCCCGACACAGAGGUGGAGCGGACGGAGGAGGAGAGAGGUUCGUUCGGUUGAAGAAGCGGCAAGGAAAGGGGACCCGAGAUGGUGCGAGUGCGACGCCACCACUCCCCCCUGUGUCGGAUCCGAUAGAACUCAACCCUCGUCGUCGUCCUCCUCUCCGUGGGAGAAGGGAACCCAUUUUCCCGGCCUCUUUCUCCGAUCCAACUCCCCGCGCAGUGCAGUGCAUCUCCCCAAUCUCGAAUUGUUCUCUCUCUAAUCGAUCCGGCCAAACCAAAGGUUCAACGCACCGUCCCCGCGAUCCCUAAACCCUACUAGGCCGCCUGACCCGAUGCAGCAGCAGGAUCGAACGGCGGCGGCUGUUGCCGAUCCCGACCCGCCGCCGCCACCGCCCGACCGCGCCGGCGCUGCUUCCUCCGCCACGCAGACUCUCCCCUCCCGCAACGCCUCCUCCAAGUACGACUUCGUCAAGGUCAAGGUGUGGCUCGGGGAGAACGCCGAUCAUUACUAUGUCCUGUCCAGGUUCCUCCUCAGCAGGAUGCUCACCGUCACCAAGAUUCCGAAUCAUGUUGCCAUCAAGAUUGCCCUUGAACUCAAGAAGUUACUUGUCGACAACAGCCUGCUUGAUGUCAGUUCACAGAGUGAUCUAGAGGCUAAUCUAUUCAAGCUUAUGGAAAAACGCGGAUACGGCGACGACUAUAUAAAUCUCUAUAAAAUGAUGACAAGAUUCCAUCAUCAAAGAGUACCACUAGUAAUUUUGGUGUGUGGAACUGCCUGUACAGGAAAAUCAACAAUCGCCACGCAACUUGCUCAAAGGCUCAAUUUGCCAAAUGUUUUACAGACAGAGAUGGUGUAUGAGUUGCUGCGAACGUCAACAGAUGCACCACUUACUUCAGUUCCUGUGUGGGCUCGCGAUUUUAAUUCACCUGAAGAGCUUAUCACAGAAUUUUGCAGAGAAUGCAGAGUCGUUCGCAAAGGUUUGGCUGGUGAUUUGAAGAAGGCCAUGAAAGAUGGGAAGCCAAUUAUUAUAGAGGGAAUACAUUUGGAUCCAAGCAUUUAUGUUAUGGAUGAGGAAAAGAGAGAUGAUAGUUCCAGGGUAGAGAAAAAGGUACCAGGUUCUGAAAAUUCAGGCAUGUCUGUAGAAAAUAAGACAGAACAUCAAUCCAAAAAUGGACUAGCUGAGAACAUAAUAAGUACUACGAAGGAAAAUGGAAAUUUUGCCAAAAGUCAGGAAUGCAUGCUGGACGAAGGUAGAACCAGUGGAGGGCUAUCUCAUGUAAACAGCCAUGAGUCUAAUUCUCAUGAUUCUGUGCAUUCUAAAGAAAAAAGUCCCAAAGAUGAAGGCGAUGGGCAUAAAGAUUUGGACCAACAGAAGAAUAACACUGCCAAGAAAGACAAACCUGCUUCUGAACCAAUAGUUGUUCCAAUUGUACUGAGGAUGUCUGAUUUUGAUCACAAGGCAUUGUUAGAGGAAUGGAUAGCCACUAGAGCUUUCAGAGAUAAUUGCCUUCCUCAGGAUCAUCGAAAGCUUAUAAACAACCUUAAGCUUAUUCAGGACUAUCUUUGCUCUUUUGAGUCGCAGGGAUUGACCAUUGUUGACAUCUCAGCAAAUUCGUUUCCUCAAACAUUAGAUUGGCUUCACAGUUAUCUUCUUCAGUGCAUCGAGCGAGGUCUUUUGGCUGCAUGUUCAGAAAGUUGCAAGCAGGGGGGAAGUUAAUCGGCAUGGGAGUGACCGAGAAACUAGAUGAUAGGUAUAUGUUUCCCCCUACAUAUGAGACAUAUGUUGAUAGUGAACUGGUUGCUAUAAUCUGUUUGCUACCGAGGGCAAAGAGCUGCAGUGGGCGGCGUGUGAUAUUCAGUCAACAUCUGUAUACAUAUUUUUGAGUGAACAUGAUUAGACAUCUUAAAUUCGUAUCCUGGUGAUUAUAUGCUAUUCAUUCCAAAGGAAAGUGCUUUCCAUGCAAGGGGGAAAAACAAACUAGGCUUUUAGAAACCAA
Phragmites australis (common reed) is the source of this 2030-nucleotide messenger RNA. RefSeq lists its product as uncharacterized. The coding region runs from base 365 to 1750 and encodes 461 amino acids. The record is from RefSeq and is a predicted model, not a curated record. Lineage: Eukaryota; Viridiplantae; Streptophyta; Magnoliopsida; Poales; Poaceae. The transcript has 14 exons.